UCUGUCAAGCAGUUUAAUGCAGGAAGCGGGAAGAGGAUAACGGUAGAUUUGUGUGUCCGAGGAAUAUACUCAUGUUGUUCUCUUGAUUCUGCAGCCUUACAUCGACCUGUGUGGAAAUACGUUUUGUCAGCCCCUAAGUUGUCGACUUACUGAAUUUGGAGUGUAAACAACAAAGGCUUUUCCGUGGAUCGGCAGUGUUUUGGUUUCUAAGCUUCACGCUCAAGUUCAGAGGCGUGCGAAGCUUGCUUCUUGAGUUACAGCUCGCUUUGGAUUUUCCCAGACAAAGGAUUUCUGCUCUCUUACGCCAUGGCAUCCUGUGUGGUGGUGACAGCUAUAAUAUGUGUGCUCCUCACCACUGUGGCAACAAUCGUAGCAUUUGCCACACCCAACUGGCUCAAGUUUCGUGACAGCAGCGUUGACAUUGCCAGCAGCCUGUGUAAAUGUGAGAAAUGUGAUUGUGGACUAUGGAUGAAGUGUGCGGGGAGCCCAGCCAUGGACUCUGCCUCCCUUGACAACUGCAACACAUUCUUUGCCCAGGAUAAUUUAAUCGAGAAAAGCUUGCCAGACUGGUUCAAGGCUGUUCAGGGUCUCAUGUCCUGUGCCGUGGCAUGUGCUCUCAUCUCCCUCUUCAUCGGCCUCUUCUCCCUGUGCUGCAGCUGCAAGUGCUGCAACCCCCAUCAGGCUGCUGGAGCUUUCAUCAACCUCACCUUCCUGCUUCUGGCUGCGGGUGUCUGCGUGUUCGGAGCGAAGGCCCACAUGGACAACAGGGCGCGAGUAAUGGCAGAGGCCAACACAGUGGACCCUCUCUUCAGCUGGAGCUUCUGGUGCGCUGUUGGCGCGGCGGGGAUGUCCCUCAUCUCCAGCGUCCUGUACUUCUGUGUGGGACGCGCGGAUGACUACUCAUGCUGAGGUGGCAACAUGUAGGUCAAGGUCAACAGGUCAAGGUCAGGAGGGCAAAUUUGAGAAUUCAUUUGACCUUUGUCAUCUUGGCUGCCUUCCACUGCAACAGGGAUUAUUUUCUUCCAACAACUAACAAAAAUAUAGUUUUUGAGACUAAUUUUAACAGAAAUUUGAUGUUUUAUCAAGCCCAAAGUAUACUGGAAUGUCAUUUUGUUGUGAAAAUACACAGACAUCUCCAGACUUUUAACGCACAUCAAGUCAGUGCUACCUGUAUUUAUCUAAACACCUGAAGUUUUCACUGUAAAUGCACACAGUUGGUGUGGUCAAUAUACCAAUGGAAAAUCUUGGCCACUAUUUUCUGGUCGUGGACCCACUUAUGAUCAUGUGUUUUUAGGACGGACUUGGCACCAGGUGUCUAGACAACACCCAUUGCGUCUUGUUGUGCGUGGAGGACAAGGAGAUGCUCUGACUCGAGCGAAACAGUGUUAAGUGCUGGUGUUAUCUG
Messenger RNA from Haliotis rubra (blacklip abalone), 1405 nucleotides. RefSeq lists its product as uncharacterized. Bases 307 to 909 code for a protein of 200 amino acids. Gene Ontology annotation, cellular component: membrane. Lineage: Eukaryota; Metazoa; Mollusca; Gastropoda; Lepetellida; Haliotidae. The record is from RefSeq and is a predicted model, not a curated record. The transcript is spliced from 4 exons.